Messenger RNA from Maylandia zebra (zebra mbuna), 1430 nucleotides. NCBI's taxonomy places the organism in Eukaryota, Metazoa, Chordata, Actinopteri, Cichliformes, Cichlidae. The record is from RefSeq and is a predicted model, not a curated record.
UUGACGCGGUGUGAUCGGCAUCCGGAGAAAGACAACGGCUCUUGGAAGCUAGAGACGAGAAAUCGCUGAUCUUUGUAUUUGAUGUGUACCUGCGGUGCAUAUUUUAAGGCGCGUUUGUCUAACGAUCAGGGCUGAUCCCAACAGGCCUCCCCUCGUCGGCUGAGCCGCCUCUCGUCAAUAUUCGCUAAUGGGAGGUCGGCUAACUUGACGAUGACGAUGAUGAUGAUGAUGCAUCAGAGGAUUUAUCCCGGUGUCUGAGAUGGAGCCAGCGGCGCUCGAGUGGAGUCGCUUGCUAGCCAGCUAGCGAGCUAACGGUGCCCUCCGGGAUUGAGCGUGUUCCCAAGCAGAUCGCGUUUUAUAGCUAAAUGGGUGCAGCCGCAGUUUUAUCGCGCAGUAUUUCCACCUUUGACCCCCACGUUUGAUAGCCCGACCAUGCCGACCUGCAAAUACUGCUAACUUAACCUCCUGGGUUGGGUACACGUGACAGCGUUUAUCUCGCUCCAACAAUUAGCUGCACCUUCGGCCGUCCUUGGAUGCUUCAGUGACGGUAACCGGACGGUGUGUAUCAGGAUGGCACAGCUCUUGGAUGGGGCCGGGAAACUGGUCUGGGUUCUCCUCAGAUCCGUGCUCCGUUUCACUUUUAUGUUCAUCAACAACUGUGUAGCCAUCCCAUCCUACUGCUUGUACCUGAUGCUGCUUCAACCCCUGAGAAUAUGGGACCGCUCCGUUUUCUGGCACAUUGAAGGCAUCAUGUUCAAGUGGUUGCUGGCCAUGGUGUCUUCAUGGGGUUGGGUUGCAGGUUAUACAGUAACAGAAUGGGGUGAUGAUGUGCGGCCGAUCUCCGAGGAAGAAGCCAUGGUCAUCGUCAACCACCAAUCAACAGGAGAUGUGUGCACACUCAUGAUGUGCCUGCAAGACAAGGGAACGGUGGUACGAAAAAUGAUGUGGCUGAUGGACCACGUGUUUAAAUACACCAACUUUGGCCUAGUGUCCUUGAUCCAUGGGGACUUCUUCAUUAGACAGGGUAAAGCUCACCGAGACAAGCAGCUGGUUUACCUGAAAGAGCACCUAGAUAAAUACUACCACAGCCGUGACAGGAAGUGGAUAGUGCUGUUUCCUGAGGGCGGCUUUCUUCGCAAGAGGCGGGAAACGAGCCAGUUGUUCGCCAAGAAGCACUCGCUCCCCCAUUUGACCCACGUCACGUUGCCUCGUCUCGGGGCCAGCCACGUCAUACUGAAAACUCUGGGAGCCCAGCAGGAGAACGGCAGUGUGGGCGGCGACACCAGCAUGCUGAACACGACAGCUAAUAAACGUAAAGGCUUGCAGUGGGUUAUAGACAUGACCAUAGCGUACCCCAAAGCAAGACCGAUGGACAUCCAGACCUGGAUCUUUGGCUACAGGCCUCCUACAGUCACACAUGUACAUUACAG